CCCAUCUCUUUCUCUUCCCCUUCCCGACAUGGCGUCUUUGGCGAAGGCAAGGUGAUGAUGGCCAUCUCGGAGGGGCGGUUCCCCCGGCGGAGAAAUCCCUGUGCCGGGACUAGAUUCCGGCGGAGGGAUCCGGUUGGGCUGCUGGUGCUGAGGUUCCAUCUUGGUUCCGCUUCGGGCGGGUGGGGGGAGGCGGCUCCGCAGCCGGCACCAUGGACGAGGCCUACGACGUGAUCGUGCUGGGCACUGGCCUGACCGAAUGUAUUCUUUCAGGCAUCAUGUCUGUGAAUGGCAAGAAGGUCUUGCACAUGGACCGGAAUCCAUACUAUGGGGGUGAGAGCUCAUCAAUUACCCCCCUGGAAGAGCUCUACAAGCGCUUUGAGAUUGCUGAUGGUCCCCCUGAAUCUAUGGGCCGUGGCCGGGACUGGAAUGUUGACCUUAUCCCCAAAUUCCUCAUGGCCAAUGGCCAGCUGGUGAAAAUGUUACUGUAUACAGAAGUGACACGCUAUCUAGACUUCAAGGUGGUAGAGGGCAGCUUUGUAUACAAGGCAGGAAAGAUCUACAAGGUGCCGUCAACUGAGACAGAGGCUCUAGCAUCCAAUCUCAUGGGCAUGUUUGAGAAGCGGCGCUUCCGUAAGUUCCUGGUGUUCGUGGCAAACUUUGAUGACAAUGACCCGAAGACAUUGGAAGGGGUGGAUCCUCGCAACACCACCAUGCGAGAAGUCUAUCGACGUUUUGACCUGGGCCAGGAUGUCAUUGACUUCACAGGUCAUGCCCUGGCACUUUACCGCACUGAUGAUUACUUGGAUCAGCCCUGUUUGGAAACCAUCAAUCGCAUCAAACUCUACAGUGAAUCCCUGGCCCGCUAUGGGAAGAGUCCCUAUCUCUACCCACUUUACGGUCUGGGUGAGCUACCCCAGGGUUUUGCCAGGCUCAGCGCUAUAUACGGUGGCACCUACAUGCUCAAUAAGCCAGUGGAUGAGAUUGUCAUGGAAGGCGGCAAGGUCAUUGGGGUCAAAUCGGAAGGCGAGGUGGCACGCUGCAAACAACUGAUCUGCGACCCCAGCUAUGUGCCAGAUCGAGUGCGCCCAGCAGGGAAGGUUGUGCGUGUCAUCUGUAUUCUGAGCCACCCUAUCCGUGGCACCAAUGAUGCCAACUCCUGUCAAAUCAUCAUCCCCCAAAACCAAGUGGGACGCAAGUCUGAUAUCUAUGUCUGCCUGAUCUCCUCUGCCCACAACGUGGCUGCCCAGGGCAAGUACAUAGCAAUUGCCAGCACUACUGUGGAGACGGAGUCUCCUGAGAAUGAGGUGCAGCCAGCCCUCGAACUGCUUGAACCUAUUGACCAAAAGUUUGUGGCCAUCAGUGACAUAUAUGAACCCACUGAUGAUGGAACGGAAAGUCAGGUAUUCUGCUCACGUUCAUAUGAUGCCACCACCCAUUUUGAGACAACAUGUGAUGACAUCAAAGACAUCUACCGGCGCAUGGCUGGGGCUCCCUUUGACUUUGAGAGCAUGAAACGGCGCCAGAAUGAUGUCUUCGGCGAGGAUGAGCAGUGACCUCUCUCCUUCUCUUCCCUCCCCAUCCCCACCCUCCCUGGGUUUUCCCCAUGCAAGGGACCAUACUCCCACUAGGGUAGGGACUGGCGUUACCCUGCACCUGACCUGAGACUGGCUCUUCCUCCAAAUCCUCAUUCAGCCAUGCCUCACUUCUCCUACUGAGACCAGUUCCCUUAACCCACAGGGAUAAAAGACAUUGCCACUUUAUUUUUCCUCCUCGCACCACCCCCAGAUCUUUUUGCCUACAAGAAACAGAUUCCCCCAUUUUGAGAUUAGAUCAAAGUCGGUGUAACCAAAAUCCUUUGGGGACCAACCUCUUAAGUUCCUUCCAGUGCCUGCAGGGACUUGGGGUCAAGCUAUGUACUGUAUGCAGUUGCAUGAAGUUAACCUCCUGAAAGCUGCCACCCUCUAGGAAAAAGCAGUUUUGGAUUGGGCUGAUUUGGCAUACUCUUCUGCUGCAGCUGCUGCCCACUGCAUGCUCGUAGGGAUAGCAAUGUAUCUGAAAGCGAGCAGAAUUAAGCACACUAGUCACUUUUCCACUUGGCCUGUCACAAACCAAUUCUCCCUUAGAAAAAGCAGACAUCCAGGGUUUAAAAGCAUACAGUUGUAGGGAGCAUGUUGUUUGGCCUUUCUUCCUGCUGCUAAUCUCAAACUUUGCUCAUGUUUUACACUAGACAGACUUCGCCGUUUUCUCUCCCCCAUCAGCACCCCUAUUAUCAUCUGUGUCUCACAAUUUCCCCCUUUCUCAUCCCACUUCUGCUCCCAGUGAAUUGGCUUGCUGCUUCACUUGUGACGGACCUUCUUCCUCCUUGCCCCCCCCUCACUUAUAAUCAGCCCUCCUUCCUUUCCUUGUUCAUCCUGAUCAUGGUGUAAAUCUUCAUUUCUGCAUACUGAGAAGAGGCUGGAAUGCCUACCACUACAUUAGGAGGAUGUGGGGCAUGAAGAGCCACUCCAGACCAUCUCUUCCCACACGUUGCCCCCUAGCCAGUCCCACGCCCUCCCACCCCCACCUUGCCACUUCAGUUUCCCACAAGCCUUUCUGUCUGUCUUGUGUCUAUUUUGUCCCCUCAAUUCCCUCUUAGUUCCAUUAGCCUAAAGUGGGGGAAGAUUUGUGUGUGUGUGUGUGUGUGUGUGUGUCUCGUGUGCUGGACAUAGGGACAGGGUGGUGGUUCUGUCCCCCUUCCACUUGCUGCCACCUGCUGUAACUUAUUGUAACUUAUUAAUGAAGCAGGUCAAACUUUUGUUGAUACUCCUGAUAAUUAACGAGGUUUGGAUGGGGGACGGUUAGGCCCUGGCAUGUGCAGAGGCCUGGGGCCUGGUUUUGUGUCAGGGGCUUCCUUUAUGCCCGAAGCAGGCUUUAAGGUUAACAAUCUGUCUGUAACCCUAGGGGGUAUGAGGGGUCACUUCCCUCCACCCCACAGCUGCUCAGUUGUCUCAAGAUAAUAAAUUCACUUAGUCUA
Molecule: messenger RNA, 3013 nt
Organism: Rhineura floridana
Lineage: Eukaryota; Metazoa; Chordata; Lepidosauria; Squamata; Rhineuridae
Gene: GDI1
Product: GDP dissociation inhibitor 1
Exons: 11
Coding region: 210-1553 (447 amino acids)
Biological process (GO): protein transport; small GTPase-mediated signal transduction; vesicle-mediated transport
Cellular component (GO): cytoplasm
Molecular function (GO): Rab GDP-dissociation inhibitor activity
Source: RefSeq, a predicted model, not a curated record